GUUUAUUACGCAAAUCUAUUUUGUUCGCGCCCGAAGAUUAACUCAAACUCGAUCAUCACCUCUUCGUGUUCCUACCACAUCUCAUAAAAUUUACAACUGAAAAUAAAUUACGAUGAUUGAAGACAUCAAAUUUCAUUUUUUAGGGUUUUUUGUUAUUCUAAUUUUCCUCCUAAGUCCUAAUUCUAAUGGAGAAACAUCAAAUUGUUUAAUGGUAUACAAAGAAGGUGGUGCUCCUGCUGUUUUUAAAUCCCCAAAUUGUCCUCGUUGGACUCUAUCGAAAGAUGAAGCUUUUCGCUUACGUACUGAGAAUUGUCAGUCUGCUAUCCUUCAAGGAAGAAGAAAGCAUCAAGAGGAUCGUACCUUUUGUGCACUCGAUAUGCGGAUUCCAUUUCCUGAUAGGAUUGGAAUUAAAGAGGUUAUGGUUGGAAUGAUAGCAGUUUUUGAUGGUCAUGGUGGCGCUGCGGCUAGUGAGAUGGCAUCUGAAUUACUCUUGGAGUACUUUAUUCUGCAUGUGUAUUUUCUUCUGGAUGGUAUUUACUCUGCAGUAUUGAAGAAAUCAACUGGAAAGUUGCGGUAUACGGGAGAACUGGACCUUGUUUCUCAAGUACUUGAUCGUGAUAGAUCUAACCAUUUUGACUUGGACGUUCAGAGGUCUAAGUGGAUGUUUUCUGAGAUUUUUGAUGGAUCAGUUCACAUGGAAAUUCUGAAGGAAUCACUGUUGAGGGCAAUCCGUGACAUCGAUGCAACAUUUUCUAAGGAAGCAUUUAGGAACAAUCUGGAUUCGGGAUCUACUGCUACGGUUGUUCUCAUAGCUGAUGGUCAAAUAUUGGUUGCCAAUAUUGGAGACUCAAAGGCUCUUCUUUGUUCAGAAAAAUUUCAGUCUGCCAAGGAAAUUAAAGCCACUUUAUUAAAGCUGUAUAGGAGGAGAAGGCGUAAUGGUUCUAUAUCUCCUAUAAGAAAGGAUGGGAACAAUAAACAGAUCAGUUAUGACGGGAUGAAGCAUUUGGCUGUGAAAGAGCUGACAACAGACCAUCAUCCUGAUAGGGAUGAUGAAAGGUCCAGGGUUGAAGCUGCUGGUGGUUACGUUGUCGAGUGGAACGGUGUUUAUCGAGUCAAUGGUGAGCUAGCAGUGUCACGAGCUAUUGGUGACGUGUCCUUCAAAAGUUAUGGUGUAAUAUCUGCACCUGAGGUGACAGAUUGGCAACCUUUAACGAUCAACGAUAGCUACCUUGUAGCUGCAUCUGAUGGUGUGUUUGAAAAGAUGACCACUCAGGAUGUUUGUGACCUAUUGUCUGGGGUACAUAUGCAGGGCAGUGAAAAUCCUGAGAUAAUCUCAUCCUGCAUGUACUCAUGGGCCGACUGCAUAGUGAAUACUGCUUUUGAGGAAGGAAGUAUGGAUAACCUUGCAGCCGUUGUGGUUCCUUUGAGGUCAGCUAGCUUUUUGAGGACCAUGGUAAAGGAAGGAUCUGAUGGAGAGCGAAGGGUUUAUUCCUCAGGUUAUGCGCGACAGAAGCUUACCUCUACCAGUUCAGCUAACCAUAUCAAUUCUGCUCUUGUACCGAUGGAGUAUGGUCAGCGGGUUAUGACCACUUUUAAUAGGUUACUGGUUGAGGGAACACAUGAGGAAAAGUUUGGCUGCUUCUACUUAUCUGAGAAUCUGAAUCAAAACGUGGAUGAAGUGAAUGACCAGUCUCAGGCUUUACCUGAAGCAUUUGCCCAAUUCAAUAGUGGCCCUUUAAAAUUGUAUGCGGACCAAAAUCUAUGCUUGAACUUCGGGUUGGAGGUAGAGGAGAAAGGUCAAUGCAUAAAUCCUGAAAGUUUUACAAGAUUUCUUGGUAUACUAGAAUCAAUUCCUUUUGCCAAUGUUGAUUCAAAUUUUUCCGAGUCAGCUGGAUAUGAAACACCCAAUUCGAAGUAUGUACUUAGAAGAAGGUUUGGGCGUGGAUCAUAUGGCGAUGUUUGGUUGGCUUUUCAUUGGAAUUGUUCUCAAGCUGGCGAUACUCUGAGUUGGGUUCACACAAAAGAGAAUCGUUCAAUUAAUAAUUCUUGUCUUGAAUCAAAUGAGCAUAACAUGUGUUCAGAAACCAGUUCGUCUAGUCAUCAUUGUGAUAGCAGUCCCGAUGACAGUAAAUUGUUCAUUCUGAAACGCAUUAUGGUUGAGAAAGGGCACAAUGUAUUUUUAAGUGGUCUGCGGGAAAGGCAUUUUGGGGAAGUUUUCUUGAAUUCUUCCAUGACCCUUGGAGGUCAAGUUGUAUCCGGAUCAUUAAGUUCAUUCUCUGGAAACCCUCAAUGUGAAUCUUGUGGUCUCAUGGACGAGAAUGAGGCGAUUCUACGUGCGAUAGGAUACACAAAGAAUGCUGAAAACAUAUGUCCAAGAAAUAUCAGGGUGCAUAAAAUUGACUCAACUGAGGAUGAAGAAGGUUUGAAGCAUAUUGCCAGAUACAUAGAGUCUUUUGAGUCUCGCUUGCAAGAAAUUUGGCUUGUUUUCCGAAAUGAAGGCAUAUCCUUGUCAAAGCUGAUGUACACAGUGGAGGAAAAUGGAACCCAUACUAAUCAAGAAGGAGGUGAACGAGUGAAAAACAUUCAACUACUGCAUCCAUCUACAUGGUGGCGCUGGUUAAGAUCAACAGAAGCAGGGCAAGAGGAAAUGCGCAACCUUAUUUGGCAGUUGCUGAUGGCGCUUAAGUCUUGUCAUGAUCGGAAUAUCACCCACAGGGAUAUUAAACCUGAGAACAUGGUGAUAUGCUUGAGAGAUGAGGACACAGGAAGGUGCUUAAACAGAACCCCGACUGGAGAUAGGCACCAUCAUUUGCAAAUGCGAGUUAUUGACUUUGGUAGUGCAAUUGAUGAGUACACUAUCAAACAUCUGUAUGGGUCAAAUGGACCAUCGAGAUUUGAACAGACACAUGAGUACACUUCCCCUGAGGCACUUCUAAAUGUCAGAUGGUAUCAGAAGCCAACAAGCAUAACGAUGAAGUACGAUAUGUGGAGUGUUGGUGUUGUGAUGUUAGAGCUGAUAUUAGGGUCGCCACAUGUUUUUCAGAUACAUGCGCGAACCCAGGCUCUUUUAGAUCCGCAUCUUGAGGGAUGGAAUGAAGAUUUGAAAGAGCUGGCGUACAAAUUGAGAUCGUUCAUGGAAAUGUGUAUCUUGAUUCCUGGGACUUCCCCAAGACGGCAUCGCACGGGGGAUGCCAAGUAUCAAAACGGCUGGCCAGCUUCUUGGAAAUGCUCCGAAGAAUAUUUUAUGAACCAAGUGAAGAGUAGAGAUCCGCUAAAACUAGGGUUCCCUAAUGUUUGGGCUAUGCGGUUGGUUCGCCAGUUGUUAAUCUGGGAUCCGGAAGAUCGCUUGAGUGUUGAUGAUGCAUUGAAGCAUCCUUAUUUCCAACCUUCUCCACAACCACAACCAUAAACGAGUGAAUAUCAAAGAUAGCCCAAAAGUCAUUGUCGAGCAGGGUAACUUGCCUGGAAGAUCUCAUCCAAUACUGGCUAGGUUUGGAAAUAGUGCAAAUAGUAUUUUCCCUUGCAUUCUCCCUUGUCAAAUGUGGAAUUAAUUAUGAAGAUGGGAACUUGUCGAUUGGGAAACUGGUGACUGGUGUUGAUGGGCAAAGCUAGGAAUUUCGAAUAUUCUAGAAAGAGUUUAAUAGCUAACCAGUGGAAGUUGCCCAUGUCGUCAUAUGCGUUGAAUAUACCCAUCAUCACUGGAGGACUGCCCGAUCUUAUCUUUCUCCUGACAAAGAAAGUGACAAAGAAAGAGCUCUCACCAUUUUCCUUUAAAUGAUUAUUUGGGUUUGUAUUUAUUUGAACCUAACAAGGAAGGAUUCCUCACAUUUUCCUCCACUGCUAGAUCUAAAACUAAUAUUUUGGA
Messenger RNA from Papaver somniferum (opium poppy), 3865 nucleotides. RefSeq names its product probable inactive protein kinase At3g63330. Gene Ontology annotation, biological process: protein phosphorylation; protein dephosphorylation; mitotic DNA damage checkpoint signaling. Bases 113 to 3409 code for a protein of 1098 amino acids. The transcript has 20 exons. NCBI's taxonomy places the organism in Eukaryota, Viridiplantae, Streptophyta, Magnoliopsida, Ranunculales, Papaveraceae. Gene Ontology annotation, molecular function: ATP binding; protein serine/threonine kinase activity; protein serine/threonine phosphatase activity. Gene Ontology annotation, cellular component: cytoplasm; nucleus; cytosol. The record is from RefSeq and is a predicted model, not a curated record.